This is a messenger RNA of Nicrophorus vespilloides, 2237 nucleotides long. RefSeq names its product 3-phosphoinositide-dependent protein kinase 1 (gene Pdk1). The record is from RefSeq and is a predicted model, not a curated record. NCBI's taxonomy places the organism in Eukaryota, Metazoa, Arthropoda, Insecta, Coleoptera, Silphidae. Gene Ontology annotation, biological process: intracellular signal transduction; peptidyl-serine phosphorylation. The transcript is spliced from 3 exons. Gene Ontology annotation, molecular function: protein serine/threonine kinase activity; ATP binding. Bases 451 to 1863 code for a protein of 470 amino acids.
AAAUUUUCUAUAUUGAGAUCAAUGAAUAAGGUGAAUGGAUGUGUGUGUGGGGGUUGAAGUGUAUUGGUAAACCUGUUCUUCGACAAAUGUCAGAGAUGUUUACUUAUUUAUAAUAACAAUAAAGAGAAAUAACACAUCCCUUAAAAAAAAAAUACCAGUUAGUAGUGUGCAUUUGGUCACGUUAACGGCCAUUCAAAUUUCAGUUGUUCCGAAGCCCUUCGGACUUCAUGACCCUUCAUUGUUUUCGGUCACGUUUUUAAUUGAGAGGUCUGUUGCAAUCAAUAUAUAUAUAUAUAUACAUACACACUCUAUAUACGAGAAAAAAAUGACACAGUUUCAUUGACUUACGAUCCGUUGCUGCCCGAUCCUAGUAAUUAGGAACAUUUGUAAACAAAUCUGAUGCCACAUUAGGUGGAAACACGAAGGACAUUGCUAUCGUCGUUCCUCACAAUGACACCUGUACCUGUCCCAGCUGAUGAGCCACCCAAAAAGAGAUCAGCUGCUGAUUUCAUAUUUGGUAAAGUUAUUGGGGAAGGCAGCUUCAGUACUGUUUAUCUGGCUAAGGACAUCCACACCAACAAAGAGUUUGCAAUUAAAGUAUUGGAAAAGUUGCAUAUUAAGAAGGAGAGAAAAUUGGCUUAUGUGACUCGCGAGAAGGAAGUGCUUCUCCGUUUGGCAUCAUGGAACGAACUCUUUGUCAAAUUGUACUGUACCUUCCAAGACGUGGACCGAUUGUAUUUCGUUUUAACGUACGCCAAGAACGGUGAUCUGCUAACUCAUAUAAAGCACUUGUCCUUGGAAUGCGUGCGAUUCUAUGCUGCAGAGAUUAUUAUGGCCCUGGAGAGGCUGAACAUCAAGAAGAUCAUACACAGAGAUCUGAAGCCAGAAAAUAUUUUAUUGGAUGAGAAUUGGCACGUGCUGCUGACAGACUUCGGUAGCGCCAAGAUUGUUAAAGAUGAGAUUGAACAGGAGGAAUGCGGUGAGAAUAGCAAAAGGAGGAACAGUUUCGUCGGAACGGCGCAGUACGUUACACCAGAGGUCUUGACCGAUGGAAACGUGAGUUUCGCAAGCGAUCUGUGGGCCCUGGGAUGCGUCAUAUAUCAGAUGGUGUGCGGUACCGCACCCUUCCAGGCGGGCAGCGAAUAUUUGAUUUUCAAAAAAAUUCUCGAUUUGGAAUACUCCUUUCCCGAAGAUUUCGAUAGCAGAGCCAGGAAUUUGGUCGAGCAAUUGUUGGUAAUCAAUCCGCAUGAGAGGCUAGGGUCCUGCGAUGUUAAACCUUAUACGAGCAUAAGAGAGCACCAGUUCUUUAGUAAAAUAAAUUGGCACAAUCUUGGAAAGCCACCGAAAAUCUGCAGCAAUAGGGAGGUGGAAAUUGAGAUUUCGGAUGAAUUGGAGCCUGGAUUUGAUGAGCAGAAGGCAAGCAGAUUACAACUCGAGUUAAUAUGCCCGACGACUCCAACGCGCAAACGUUCGGAGGUUCGAAAUAUCGCCGAUAUAAGCGAUGAAGAGGUCGUCAGAAGGUUAGAAACGCAGAAACAAGAAAAGUGGCAUCAGUUAGUUGAAGGCAAUUUAAUUCUCAAGCAAGGCCUAGUGGACAAACGGAAGGGUUUGUUUCCACGGCGCCGGAUGCUCUUGUUAACCCAAGGACCCCAUUUAUAUUACGUUGAUCCAGCAACGAUGAUUCUAAAAGGCGAAAUACCUUGGAGCGAAGAUUUAAGACCUGAGGCGAAAAAUUUUAAGAUAUUUCACGUGCAUACGCCAAAUCGGGUUUACUACUUGGAGGAUCCAGAAGGUUACGCAUUGGAGUGGUGUAAAGCUAUAGAAGAUGUCAAAUCGUUUUAUUACACGUCAAAGUCGUCUUAGCAGCGAAAACAUUAGUCACAAUUGCAAAUACGUUAAUUUUAUAUCAUUUAUUACUUCCUUCCACCCUUUUUAUUAUUCUUCGUAGCUAGUAAAUAUUUAUUAUUUAUUACAUUUAUUUUUAAAUUAUCAGUCAUUUGUUUUAUCUAACCUGAAGAGAAGCAAAACAAGAUUUAUUACUUUCAAUAAAUUAGCUUUCAAGUGAGAAAAACAAAAUGUGGUUCAGUGUAGGAGGACCAUAUUUAAGACGCUAUUUCUAUUUUAAUCAAUAUAAAUGGUAUUUGUAGGAAUAUUAUCGUCAGACAUUUUAUAGCGGAAAUAACAAUUAGAUCAAAGGAGAAAAAUAAGACAUAGAGAAUAAACAAGCUGAAUAUUUA